Raphanus sativus (radish) is the source of this 1928-nucleotide messenger RNA. RefSeq names its product disease resistance protein RPS6-like. Gene Ontology annotation, biological process: defense response; signal transduction. The transcript has 2 exons. The coding region runs from base 139 to 1836 and encodes 565 amino acids. The record is from RefSeq and is a predicted model, not a curated record. Gene Ontology annotation, molecular function: ADP binding; ATP hydrolysis activity. NCBI's taxonomy places the organism in Eukaryota, Viridiplantae, Streptophyta, Magnoliopsida, Brassicales, Brassicaceae.
UUGCAAAAUUGCUACAUAACCACACAUAUCUUAAAAUGACAUUUUUGGUUUUGAAUAGAAUUGUUAUGUUUCUUUGACUCAUCACCUCUCCUCUGAUAUAUUUUGCUAGAAUCACCGAUAAUUUGUUAUUCGUAAGAUAUGUUUCCUCCGGUUGCUUUGGCUUCUUGUUCCUCCUUUUCUUCUCGCAAUUGGUCAUACGAUGUUUUCCCGAGCUUCAGAGGUGAAGACGUCCGCAAAAAAUUCCUCAGCCACUUUCAUAAGGAGUUAGAACGUAACUCGCUCAUUGCUUUCAAAGACAACGAGAUAGAGAGAAGCCAGUCAAUCGCCCCAAAGCUUGAACAGGCGAUUAGAGAAUCGAGGGUUGCUGUGGUGGUGUUCUCUAAAAACUACGCCUCGUCAAGCUGGUGUCUUAACGAGUUGCUGGAGAUUCUGAAAUGCAAAAAGCAUGGUCAAACGGUGAUACGAAUAUUCUACGAUUUGGAUCCUUCUGAUCUUAGAAACCCGUCGGGAGACUUUAAAGAGACAUUUGAAAAGACUUGCAAAAAUAAAGAAGAAAAAGUGAUAAAUGAAUGGAAGAAAGCGUUGACGGAAGCUGCAAAUAUCCUUGGAUUUCAUUUGAAGAAUUGGGAUAACGAAGCUAAAAUGGCUGAAGAAAUAUCCCGUGAUAUUUUACAUAAACUAAGUUUAACUCCAAAAAAUUUUGAGGAGUAUGUGGGCAUUAAGUACCAUAUAGAAGAAAUGAGUUCACUGCUGCAAUUGGAUUCUGAGGAAGUGAGGAUGUGUGGGAUAUGUGGUACGUCAGGAGUUGGCAAGACUAUCAUUGCCAGAGCUUUAUUUAAUAACCUCUCUAGCAAGUUCCAAAGUAGUGUUUACUUAGAUAGGGCUUUCUUUUCAAAGUGUGGGGAAGGUUAUGAUCGACCCACCUUUAAUGACUAUAAUAUGAAGUUGCACUUGCAAAGAAAGUUUCUGUCUGAAAUUAUGGAGAAAAGGAACAUGAUGAUGAUUGGUCCAAUUGAAGAAAGACUAAAGCACCAAAAGGUUCUUAUCUUUAUUGAUGAUGUGGAUGAUCCACAUGCGCUAAAUGCCGUGGCCGGUCAAACUCGAUGGUUUGGAAGUGGGAGUAGAAUCAUUGUGGUUACGAAUGAUAGGCGGCUUCUAGAAGCUCAUGGGAUUGAUUUUAGGUAUGAAGUUGAUCCCCCAUCUCCUGAAGAUGCUCUAAAGAUUUUCUGUCAAGCUGCUUUCAAGCAAAACUCUCCACCUGAUGGUUUGGAGGAGUUUGCUUCUGAAGUUGUACAACUUGCAGGUAGAUAUCCUUUGGGUCUUAACGCUUUGGGUAUAUCUUUGAGGGGGCUGAGUAAGGAGGAUUGUCUUAAAAAACUGCCUAGUUUCCGAACAACUCUAGACGGGGGAAUUGAGAAGACGUUGAAAGUCAGCUAUGAUGGGUUAGAUAGCGAAGACGAUAAAGAGCUAUUUCAUUAUAUUGCAUCUCUUUUCGAUCAUGUGGGAGACGAAGAUAUAGAAGAUCUUUUUGAAGAUUGUGAGUUGAAUAUGCUGUUAGAGUUCCGAAGACGUCCAGAUGGGGGAUUUGAGACGUCCUUCAGUUGUGAUGAGAACAUAUUGAAAGUCAGCUGUGAUAAGAAGAAGUUGAAAGUCAGCUGUGAUGAGAAUACAUUGGAAGUCAACUAUGAUGGGUUCUACAGCGAAGGCGAUGAAGAGGUAGUAUUUGAUUCUGUUACGAGUCUUUUUGAUGAUGUAAAAGAAGACAUUGAAGAUUUUCUUGAAGAUACUGCGUCGGUUGUUUGUGACUUUUGGGAUAUAUUUACUGGAAUAAGUUAGAUUUCUUAAAUCCAUAUAUAUACAAAUAUGUAAUUUCUCAUACUAAGCAUUAUGAAAUAAAAACAUUCGGUAUAAUCUUUGUUUUGAGGAUC